UAUUUCUAUUUUCUGUGUGCGCCCUGAAACAUUGUUUGUUAUUCCAGUGCUCAUAAUCAUAACGUUUUCAUAGAUUUCUGAUUAAGUGUGAUAGGAAUGUGAUAAUAAGUGCUCACUUAUCAGUUAUUAAGUAAACUUAGUGAGAGCUCAAUAUUGAUUAACUAAAUACAAGUAAGCUCCGUCACAAGUGAAUUAUUUAUCAAGCGAAACGCAAAAAUUGGAAAGCGCCGAGUUGGUCAAUUACACCCGAAGUGCGACGAAUAGAAACACGAAGCUAGAAUAGCGAAUAACACAUAGAAUCCGUAUCACAAUGGGCCCCAGUUUGCUGUCAGCCCUCAGGCGACUCUCAACCCAACAAAGGAACACGACCUCCACAAUCUUGUCCAGCAAUCAUAUACGAUCUUUGAGCUCCCUCGGCAUCAUGAGUCUCCCAGAGCGUCAACCCUUCUCACCCGAUUUCUUCUUCCGUCAACUUUUCGAUGGGGAAAGCAGCACCUAUAGCUACCUCUUGGCGGAUCUGAAGAACGGCGAGGCCGUGAUCAUUGAUCCCGUGCUGGAGCAGGCCAAGCGGGAUGCCCAGCUGGUCAAGGAUUUGGGCUUUCACCUCAAGUAUGCCAUCAACACACAUAUGCAUGCCGAUCACAUAACGGGCAGCGGAUGGUUGAGAAAACUCACUGGAUGUCAGUCGGUAAUUGCCACGGCCAGUGGAGCCAAGGCGGAUCGUCACCUCAAGGAGGGGGAUCGCAUUGAGUUUGGCACCCAUGUGAUAGACACUCUGGCCACGCCGGGACACACGAAUGGCUGCAUGAGCUAUGUGAUCAAGGAUCAGGCCUGCAUCUUUACGGGGGACACUAUAUUGAUACGUGGAUGUGGACGCACCGAUUUCCAGGAGGGUUCACCCCGUAAUCUCUACGAGAAUGUGCACAGCAAGAUCUUUACGCUGCCGGAGAACUUUCGAAUAUAUCCGGCACAUGAUUACAAAGGUCAACUUGAGAGCAGUGUCUGGGAGGAGAAGCGCUAUAAUCCCAGGCUGACCAAGAAUCUAGAGGAGUUUGUCAAGAUUAUGGACAACCUUAACUUGCCCUAUCCCAAGAAAAUAGAUGUCUCGGUGCCCGCUAAUAAGGAGUGUGGGGUGUACGAUAUACCCAAGGAGUAGAGCUCAGUAUAGUCCCACAAAAAUACUCUUCCCCCCAUCAAGAAGUUUUUAUAUAUAAUCCGAUAAGGCUUCCAAGAGAUUUGUAAUCUUUAAAAUAAACAAAACCCAUAUUUCUUAUCAAAAUGCAA
Molecule: messenger RNA, 1284 nt
Organism: Drosophila serrata
Lineage: Eukaryota; Metazoa; Arthropoda; Insecta; Diptera; Drosophilidae
Product: persulfide dioxygenase ETHE1, mitochondrial
Biological process (GO): glutathione metabolic process; hydrogen sulfide metabolic process
Cellular component (GO): mitochondrion
Molecular function (GO): sulfur dioxygenase activity
Source: RefSeq, a predicted model, not a curated record